AUGAAUCAGCCGAUAUUUUCCACCGAUCAACCUGAACUGACCAGUUCUCCCUGCUUACAGGGGGAACGGGUCACGUUUACCGGGACUCUUGCCUCGCUGACGCAUGCCGAGGCAGCGCAGCUGGUUGAGGAAAAUGGCGGGACCGCCACCGAUUAUGUCAGUCGGCAGUUGACGAUGUUAGUCAUCGGGGAGGAAGGCUGGCCGCUGGAAGACAAUGGUCAACCGUCGGUAAAGCUGCAACAGGUCAGCUCCGCCCGCAGACUCAGCGAUUUGAUGAACGCCGGGAUCACGCGAGAGGAGAUUCUCGAUAGCCUCAAGCAACUUCCCUCGGUCCGUAGAGGGGAUGAACGACCGCUGGAGCAACUCCAGAUCCUCGCCCACAGCCUGGGAGUCCUCGUCCGCGAUUCACACGGUCUGGUGAUGCCCGCCAGUGGUCAGCGCGUCUUUGAUUUCGAUUCAGAACCAGAAUUUGAAGAACCUGUUGAACCGACCAAAUCCCCUUCGACCUUGCUGAACAAUAUUGCUCACAGUCCUGAUGCUCCUGUUGAGGAAUUGAAUCGAGACUGGCUGGUCGAAGGCUGCCGCCUGUACGAUGCGGGCAAUGUGGCUGACGCUCUUGAAGCCUUUCGACUGGCAGCCAUGUCUUCCCCACAAAGUUCAGACGUGCACUUUCAGCUGGGUGAAUGCCUCUAUCGGCUCGGCAAUAUUCAGGGGGCACUAGAGAGAUAUUACGCAGCUGCCGAGCAUGAUCGCGACUUUCUCGAAGCCUGGACGCAGAUUGGUUGCCUGCAUAACGAACUGGAAGAGAGAACCUCCGCCCGCACUGCGUUUCAGGUGGCUCUUUCCAUUCUCCCCGAGUACCCGGAUGCCCAUUACCAUCUGGCAGAGACACUCAACGAACUGGGCGAAACCGCACUGGCCCGGCAACACUGGCAGGAAUACCUCAAACACGACCACCGCGGCCCCUGGGCCGACAUCGCCCGCGCGCGGCUUGAUAACUUGGGCUGA
Molecule: messenger RNA, 1008 nt
Organism: Durusdinium trenchii
Lineage: Eukaryota; Dinophyceae; Suessiales; Symbiodiniaceae
Source: the annotation of a GenBank genome assembly